AAGCUGGCAGUUGUAAGGACUAACAAGCUCAGUAUAUUUUUGGUGUCUGAGGAUUCAGAUCACAUACAAUUCGGCAGAAUAAGCAGUCAGAUAAGUAAGUAAAUGAACAUUAUUAUGAGGAACUGACAUGGAAAGAUGAGCACCAUGUUACAGAAGCAAGGUGGGAGUGAAAUCACCCCCACUCCCCGGGAGAGAUUGUUACGUCACAGGGUAACUUUCCAGGAUCAGAUGGUCCCAAGUCGUCAGGAGUCUGACAGCAAUGCAAGCUUCCUUCGUGCUGCCAGAGCAGGGAAUCUGGAUAAAGUGCUCGAGUACCUCAAAGGAGGGAUAGACAUCAACACAUCAAAUCAGAAUGGCCUCAAUGCAUUGCAUCUGGCAGCUAAAGAAGGACAUGUGGAACUUGUGCAGGAAUUACUGGAGAGAGGUGCAGUCGUUGAUUCAUCAACAAAGAAAGGAAACUCAGCCCUACACAUUGCAUCUCUGGCUGGACAAACUGAUGUGGUUAGAACUCUAGUGAAGCAGGGUGCCAACAUCAAUUCGCAGUCCCAGAAUGGUUUCACUCCGCUCUAUAUGGCUGCCCAAGAAAAUCACAUUGAAGUUGUGAGGCUCCUGCUGGAGAUUGGAGCUAAUCAGAGCACAGCCACUGAGGAUGGGUUCACUCCCCUAGCUGUUGCGCUGCAACAGGGUCACAACCAAGUAGUUGCCAUCUUACUGGAGAAUGACACCAAGGGAAAGGUGCGGCUACCGGCCCUGCAUAUCGCUGCCAGGAAGGAUGAUACCAAAUCUGCGGCUCUGCUACUACAGAAUGAUCACAAUGCUGAUGUGCAGUCCAAGAGUGGCUUCACUCCUCUGCAUAUUGCUGCCCACUAUGGAAACGUGAAUGUAGCUACUCUGCUAUUAAACCGAGGAGCUGCUGUGGAUUUCACAGCCCGGAAUGGAAUCACUCCACUACACGUAGCUUCUAAACGAGGAAAUACCAACAUGGUGAAACUGCUUCUGGAUCGAGGAGCUCAGAUAGAUGCUAAGACGAGGGAUGGUUUGACCCCACUUCACUGUGCAGCAAGGAGCGGACAUGAUGGAGCUGUAGAAAUUCUGCUUGAGAGGGGGGCCCCAAUGCUCGCCAGGACAAAGAAUGGUUUGUCACCCCUCCAUAUGGCUGCACAGGGAGAUCACGUGGAAUGUGUCAAGCAUCUACUGCAACAUAAGGCACCUGUCGAUGAUGUCACACUUGACUAUCUCACUGCUUUGCACGUCGCUGCUCACUGCGGUCACUACAGGGCCACCAAGCUUCUUCUGGACAAGAGAGCCAAUCCCAAUGCUCGGGCACUGAAUGGCUUUACUCCACUGCACAUUGCAUGUAAGAAAAAUCGUGUUAAAGUGAUGGAACUUCUUGUGAAAUACGGGGCCUCAAUCCAAGCCAUAACAGAGUCUGGCCUUACACCAAUACAUGUGGCUGCCUUCAUGGGCCACUUGAAUAUAGUACUCCUUUUGCUGCAGAAUGGAGCGUCUCCGGAUGUUUCUAACAUUCGUGGAGAAACUGCAUUGCACAUGGCUGCACGAGCUGGACAAGUCGAAGUCGUGCGCUGCCUGCUACGCAAUGGGGCCCUUGUGGAUGCUAAAGCUAGGGAGGAUCAGACACCAUUACACAUUGCCUCAAGGUUGGGUAAAACUGAGAUUGUGCAGCUGCUGUUACAGCAUAUGGCUUUUCCAGAUGCUUGCACCACUAAUGGCUACACCCCACUUCAUAUUUCUGCCAGGGAGGGGCAGGAAGAUGUGGCUUCCAUUUUGCUUGAGGCAGGUGCUUCACACUCAUUAGCCACAAAGAAGGGAUUUACCCCGCUACAUGUCGCAGCUAAGUACGGGAGUCUAGAUGUGGCAAAACUCCUUCUGCAACGCGCUGCUUCUCCAGAUUCUGCUGGCAAGAACGGCCUAACCCCACUCCAUGUUGCUGCUCACUAUGACAACCAGAAGGUGGCGCUGCUGUUGCUGGAGAAAGGUGCCUCUCCCCAUGCCUCUGCCAAGAAUGGCUAUACACCUCUGCACAUUGCUGCCAAGAAGAACCAAAUGGAGAUUGCCACCACCUUAUUAGAUUAUGGAGCUCAGACGAAUGCCCUAACAAAGCAGGGAGUGACCCCCCUCCACCUGGCUUCACAGGAGGGACAUGUGGACAUGGUCUCACGUCUGAUGGAUAAAAAUGCCAAUGUUAAUGUGGCCACAAAGAGCGGAUUGUCAGCACUGCACUUGGCAGCUCAGGAGGACAAGGUUAAUGUUGCAGAAAUUCUGGUAAAACGAGGCACAAAUCUUGAUGCACAGACUAAGGUUGGCUAUACUCCACUGAUUGUGGCUUGUCACUAUGGAAACGUUAAGAUGGUCAAUUUCCUCCUACAGCAUGGCUCCAAUGUUAAUGCCAAAACCAAGAAUGGAUAUACACCUUUGCAUCAGGCAGCACAACAGGGUCACACCCACAUUAUCAAUGUCCUCCUUCAACAUGGAGCCAGAGCCAAUGCCAUCACUGCAAAUGGUAACACUGCCUUAGCAAUUGCCAAACGCCUUGGAUAUAUCUCUGUGGUUGAUACCUUGAAGGUUGUCACAGAAGAAGUCACCACCACUACAACUACUGUAACUGAAAAACACAAGCUGAAUGUACCUGAGACCAUGACUGAGAUUUUGGAUGUCUCAGAUGAGGAAGGAGAUGAUACAAUGACAGGUGAUGGAGGAGAGUACCUUAGACCAGAGGAUUUGAAAGAACUUGGAGAUGACUCUCUACCCAGCAGUCGGUACCUGGACAAUAUGAUGUAUAGAGGAAUAGGACGCCUUGGAGAACGCUCAGACAGACAAUGUCUCGAAUCCAGCCACGUAGGUUAUGUUGCUCUGACUUAUUUAGCUGCCACAUUAAGUUCAGACAGGUCCAACACACCAAGCCAUGGCCCAUACCAGAGGGACAGUGCCAUGAUUGAAGAACUAAUCACAGCUACAAGUAGCCAGGUAGCUCUGGCCAAGGGCCCUGACAAGGACUCCUCAUAUCGCUUAAGUUGGGAAGGAGAGAACUUGGACAAUGUGGCUCUUUCUUCCAGUCCAAUCCAUUCAGGCUACUGGAGCAAGAUGGUGCAAGACAUAGGAACUUUACAGCCAGCAGGUUUCCUGGUUAGUUUCAUGGUGGAUGCUCGUGGUGGAUCCAUGCGGGGCUGCCGGCAUAAUGGGCUUCGUAUUAUCAUUCCCCCUCGGAAGUGCACAGCCCCAACACGUGUGACUUGCCGCCUGGUUAAACGUCACAGACUGGCCACAAUGCCUCCUAUGGUGGAAGGAGAGGGCCAUGCAACUAGGCUAAUUGAAGUUGGACCAUCAGGUGCUCAAUUCCUUGGGCCUGUGAUUGUGGAGAUUCCACACUUUGCAGCCGUGCGAGGGAAGGAACGGGAAUUGGUGGUGCUGCGCAGUGAAACUGGGGAGACCUGGAAGGAGCAUCAAUGUGAAUAUACUGAGGAAGAGUUGAAUGAAAUAUUGAAUGGGAUGGAUGAAGUGCUUGACAGCCCAGAGGAACUUGACAAGAAACGUAUUUGCCGUAUCAUCACCAGGGACUUCCCACAGUACUUUGCAGUUGUGUCCAGGGUCAGACAGGACAGUAACUUGAUUGGGCCAGAAGGGGGUGUGCUGAGCAGUACUGUUGUACCACAGGUUCAGGCCGUCUUCCCUGAAGGAGCUUUAACUAAGAGGAUUAGAGUUGGCCUCCAGGCGCAGCCCAUGCACUUUGAGCUAGUCAAGAAAAUUCUGGGUAACAAGGCAACCUUUAGUCCAAUAGUCACCCUGGAACCUAGAAGAAGGAAAUUCCAUAAACCUAUUACUAUGACGAUUCCCAUUCCUAAAUACUCUACUGAGGGGCUAAUGAAUGGCUACGGUGGAGAUACUCCAACUCUCAGGUUACUUUGUAGUAUAACAGGUGGAACAACGCCAGCCCAAUGGGAAGAUAUAACUGGAACUACACCAUUAUCAUUUGUCAAUGAGUGUGUUUCCUUCACUACAAAUGUGUCAGCUAGGUUCUGGCUCAUAGAUUGCCGGCAGAUUCAAGAAUCUGUCAACUUUGCCACACAAAUGUACAGAGAAAUUAUCUGUGUACCGUACAUGGCCAAAUUUGUAGUUUUUGCCAAAUCACUUGAUCCGAUCGAGGCACGGUUGAGAUGUUUUUGUAUGACAGAUGACAAGGUGGACAAAACAUUGGAACAGCAGGAAAAUUUCACGGAAGUUGCAAGGAGCAGGGAUGUUGAGGUAUUGGAGGGCAAGCCAAUUUAUGCUGACUGUUUUGGCAAUCUUGUGCCUCUCACAAAGAGUGGACAGCAUCAUCUGUUCAGUUUCUACGCUUUCAAAGAAAAUAGGCUUGCACUGUUUGUCAAGGUACGAGAUACAACUCAGGAACCUUGUGGACGAUUGUCCUUUAUAAAAGAGCCAAAAUCGACAAGAGGCCUUGUACAACAUGCAAUCUGCAACCUCAAUAUUACGCUGCCGCUUUACUGCAAGGAGUCAGAUUCAGAUCAGGAGCAAGAGGAAGAGGUGACUGGAAUACAAGAUAAAUCUGUGGAUGCUCAGGAGGAUUCUGAAAGAGCUGAGCAAAGGCUCUAUCUUAUUGCUGACCAUCUUGGAUUCAGCUGGACAGAGCUGGCCAGGGACCUGGACUUCAGUGAGGAACAGAUCCAUCAGAUCAGAAUAGAAAACCCAAACUCAUUGGUGGACCAGAGUCAAGCAUUAUUAAAAUAUUGGUUGGAAAGAGAUGGCAAGUGUGCUUCAGACGAAAAAUUAAUGGAGACCUUGGCCAAAAUUAAUCGCAUGGAUAUUAUCAGCUUGUUGGAAACCACACAGACGUCACCUAGCAGAGAGCUUGUUUCCCGCACUUAUGCUGAGAUUGAACAAACAAUAGCACUGGAUCACAGUGAAGGCUUCUCUGCACUUUCAGAUGACCUGUACAGUCCAAAGACCACGAAAUUUGGACAGCCAGCUUCUAGAGAGCUUUAUAGUGAUCUAGCCCAAAUAGUACGUGAACACCAUGGUGAAUACUUUCAAACACAACCACCUCUUGUCUCAGAGGAAGAUAGUUCCAUCAGUAGCUGUAAACCUCAGGAAACCAGUCCACAGGUCAGAGCAAAGUCACGGGAUCAAUUGGAGGAUUCGGGGGAUGAACAGUCCAUCUCCAAACUCUUGAGACAAACUCAAAAGGAAAAAGAAACUGAAGCAAAGGAGAAAUCACUUCCUGACUCUCAAAGCGAAGGACCCAUAGUGAGGAAGCAAGAGACUGCAGCAUCUGGUGGGGAACUCAUUGAUUUUCUUAGAGAAAGAUGUGAGGAACUAGAAAAGUCUGAUGUCCAGGAGAAAGAGGAAUUUGAGCAGCCUGAAGAGAUGGUAACGCUGAGGAUAGAGGAACAAAGUCCCAUUGUACAGGAGCCUGAUGAAGUUCAAGUUUGUGAGGAGUUGCAAGCUCCCCAGACAAUCGGCCCCACUAUAGUGGAAACAACAGAGGAGCAGCCAGAGACCACUAAAAAAGCCUUUGAGGAACAAUCGCUAGAAAAGGAGAUAGCAGAAGAGCUGGGGGCCCUUGAAAGCAGUUCUGAUGAGGAGACAGUAACUACCAGGGUCAUCCGCCGACGGGUGAUCAUUCAGGCUGAUGACAUGUCUGAUGUUCUACCAGAGUCAGUUACUGAAGAACAAUACACAGAUGAACAUGGAAAUACCAUUGUAAAAAAGGUUACCAGGAAGAUUAUCAGGCGCUUAGUUUCACCCGAUGGGACAGAAAAGGAGGAAGUGAUAAUGCAAGGAGCAGAGCAAGAACCAAUUACAAUUGAAGAUGGAGAUGGAUAUUCAAAAGUUUUAAAACGGACUGUACUGAAAAGUGAUAGUGAACAAACAGAGAUGACAUUUUCAGAACCACAUGUGGCCGCUGGCUCUGAAUUCCAGUCUGAGCAGGUUGAGGGUCGCAGGGUCAGUAAGGUCAUCAAGACAACUGUCGUCCACGGAGACAGAAUGGAGAAACACCUUGGAGACCCCAAGUUAGCUUCUGACCUUCCAACAGCCAAAGAUGAUUUUAAUAUGGCUCUAAGUUUUUCAGGGAACCAUGGAAAGGUCCACAUCCCAAAUGUAGCUCACAGAGAGAUUGUAAAAGAGGAUGGAUCAGUUAUUAAAAGGGCGACCAUGAGUAAGACUAGCACACAGAAGAGGACUGUGGUGAAGGAUCAGGAGGGGAAGCAUAUACACGAGGAACGGCUGGAGGACGUGCCUGAAGCGCUUCAAAAAGACGAUCUGAAACACGACCUACAACAACUUCUUGGUCGCUUUUGCAGUGAGGACUGGAAACAGGAUGAAAAAUAAACAGCUCAAAUCACGCAUAUCUAUUCUGUCACUACUGCACAGUUUGCUCACAUGAAGAAAUUGUAUAUUAUUUUUUUCCAUCUGAAGAUGCUGGAGUACCUGUGCAGAAAGGUAGAUUUGAAUUAGACUUUUCUUUACCGUAAGUAAAUUUGUGACCAAAGAUGGCAUCCAUAUCUUGGAUGACUUAUACUGUUUGAACAAUAGAGCUUCCUCAUAUGGCUGUAUUAGGAACAUGCAAACAUUGCUGCCUCCAAACUGCAACAACUGUUCUGAAAUUCAGAAAAUACUUCAUCCACAGGCCUCUUCUCAUUUUCUGUUUCAGAAGGACUUUACAACACAAACAUGUAAAUAGCAAAAGUGUUUUGGCUUAUGAAACUAAGACACUGCCUACCUUGACUACACCAAUCACCACCAAACACAAGAUCCUUUCUUCAUUGCCGAAUUGAGUCUGACUAAAUGUCGCCAUAGUAACAGAGUGUGAGUGUGCAGGCCUAGUAGGGAGCACUUAUGAAUCUUACAGUCCCUCAAAACUUCUCAAAGCUUAAUAACUAUGCUAGCACCUGUACUUAAUGUAUCAGACAUAUCUCCAUUAAUUGCAUUAGUAUGAAUUUAAACAGUGGGUGUGUGGCAGGCUACAUUUGGUCGUGUAAUUCAUGCUGCCAUACUUGUUUCCAGAAAUUUGCAACUUUCUUCACUGCUUCCACCAAACCACAUAGUCUUGCAUCUGUGGUCUGGUACUUUCUACUGGCACCUGCACCGUAGAUAAAUGGAACUGGGAUGAACUUUACAAAAAAAAGACAGAAUCCUUUGGUUAUUUCAGCAUUAUGUAACAAGACUGGCUUCUUUUUGUAAGUGCAUGUAGUAUUUAUAGCUGUUGUAAUCAUCUAUACGGUUGUUUAACCAUCUUUGCACUGGGGAAAUGUUUCAGCUCGCUGCCUCAACAAAAAAAAGAGUAACAAUAAAAGCAGGAAUCAAUUAUGGUAAAUAUAUAGUAUUUUUUAAUUGUUCAGUUCUAUCCUUCAAUGUAUUCAUAAGAUUUUAUUGUAGAUUUUCUUUAAGUUAUUAUGGCACAGAAAACUUGUUAAUAUGAGGACAAUAUCUGCUCAGUGCUCAGAAAGUUAAAUAAAUAAAUCUUUAAUUUACUCACUCAAUUAGUGCAGGCAGAAUGUCAGUCCUGUUUUGUUUGUGUCGAGGCCUGUACUGACUGACUACAAGAACCAAUGGAGAGAGUGUGUAACUGUUUUGGCCAUGCUAUGUGGUGUUACUUGCAGCACAGAUGAUGUCUCUGUAAUUACAUUUUGAUUUAUACCUUUUUUUUGCUGUGUAAUCAAAGAACUUCAGAACUGUGAGAAGGAGUGAAUUUUAAGUUGACGAAUCAGCAUCUUGUUCCCAUGGUGAUAACAAAUAUUGUAUAUGAUAUCUAUGAGGGCAUGUAUUAGAAUAAAGAUAAAUGGAAGCAAACUUAAAACACUAACAAAUACAUAGCAACUGCAAUGUGUAAAAUGGCUGAUUUAAUUAAAAUAAAAUGUACAAGUGUUACAUGUAAA
Molecule: messenger RNA, 7895 nt
Organism: Carcharodon carcharias (great white shark)
Lineage: Eukaryota; Metazoa; Chordata; Chondrichthyes; Lamniformes; Lamnidae
Gene: ank2b
Product: ankyrin 2b, neuronal
Exons: 50
Coding region: 136-6348 (2070 amino acids)
Biological process (GO): protein localization to T-tubule; regulation of cardiac muscle contraction; signal transduction
Cellular component (GO): T-tubule
Molecular function (GO): protein binding
Source: RefSeq, a predicted model, not a curated record